AUGAGCGACUCAGACGAGCUCCCUUACUGCAUCUGGUACCCAUCCUUUCCUCGUCUCGCGACUUGCAAAGAGCUACUUCGGCGCGUGCCAUCCAUGAGACCGGCUGUGGCGAGGGCCUGUAUCCUGCGCGAUUACAGCGACUACUGGGACGAGCUUGAUGCCGACCCGGAUGUUAAUCUGACGGAAGACGCUCGCGAGAGCCCAACCCAAAGUAUCUCUUGUAUGUUCGAGCAUACCUCCACGCUUGUUCUUGACAAUGUGCCCGACAAACCGUAUGCGGAGAUUGAGAUGGGGGUGCUCUACAACGGGAGAGGUGCCAACAUGGCUUACAUCGAGCUAUGUGUCUCUGUGCCGGACGAAGUAAAGCAGAUUUCUCUUGAAGAGCUCGAGGAGACUGGUGGAUUCGACAUUACCGAGUAUUAUAAGUCUUUUGGGGAGAAUAGACAUUGA
Messenger RNA from Aspergillus pseudoviridinutans, 450 nucleotides. RefSeq lists its product as uncharacterized. The record is from RefSeq and is a predicted model, not a curated record. The transcript is spliced from 2 exons. NCBI's taxonomy places the organism in Eukaryota, Fungi, Ascomycota, Eurotiomycetes, Eurotiales, Aspergillaceae. The coding region runs from base 1 to 450 and encodes 149 amino acids.